AUGUCAAAUAGUAUCGUUAAUAAUAGAUCAAAAACAACAACCAAUAAUAAUAAUAAUAAUAAUAAGAAUAUUAAAAAGAAAAAGGUUAAUCCUUUUGUAGGACCAAAAAGCUCGAGUGUCAACCAUUUUCCAGAAUUUCCAUCAUGGACCCUACCCGACAAUAGGGAUUUUUCAAGUGCCAGUAGUAGCAGCAGUACCGACAGUGUCGUCAAUCGAAACGCCAUAUUCAAUUACAACAAGGAUGAAUCACUCUCAUUUUCAAUGAUGAGGUCAAGUAUCCAGUCUACCAAUUCUUCCGAUUUUCCUUUUGGCCAACAACAACAUCAUCAUAUUCAACACAACACAUCGAUAAGCUCGGCCAAUAAUAGUUUUUUUUUCCCUCCAACUCCUCAACACCAACAACAACAACAAUAUAGUCAUAAAUCUUCAACCAAUAAUAAUAGUAAUAUUAAUAAUAAUCGUCUCGAGUUAUCGAUAGAUACACUAUCCGCCUUGUUACCUGUAAAUAUUACCGUAGAGGACUUGGACCAAACAAAUGCAAUCUCUUGUGAUGAUUCCAUGGACAUGCAAUCAAUUCAAAGAUGGAAAACUGAAGAUGAACUUAAAACCAAUGAAUUUUUUGAAAGACCAUCUUUUGAGAUUUAUGGAAUUAAAAGAAAAUCAAUGUCACCAAAUCCAGAUAUAUGUAAAUACCAACAGGAUAAUGAUUGUUCUGAUGUUGGAGUUUCAAUUCUUCUUGAGAAUAAUAAUAAUCACAAUAAUCAUUUUGAAUCAAGCUCAAAUACAACUGCAUCACCAUUUCCAUCUCCAAUGAGUAAUUUUAAUUUUAAUCAAAAUAAUAAUAAUAAUAAUAAUAAUAAUAAUAGUAAACAACAAUCAUGUUAUAUACAAAGAAUACCUUGUAGUCCAUUUAAUAAUAAUCAAAAUAAUCAAAAUAAUAAUAAUAAUAGUUUAUAUUUUGAUGAAAAUUCAUUUUCCAAACAUAAUAAUAAUAAUAAUAUAACAAAUAAUAAUAAUAAUAUUUAUAAUAAUAAUAAUUUUAUAAUUCCUUUAACACCUAUUAAUAAUACAUUAAAACCAUAUAAUCAAAUUCAUUCACCAAACAACAACAUGCCAUAUACACCAUUUUCAGAUAAUAGUAUGAUGAGUUCCAUAGACUGCUCCUCACCAUAUUCAAUUCAACAAUCACCAUUUUUACAACCAAUCACUCCCAUCAAUCAUAACCGAACCAAACACCAACAACAACAAAAGAAUCUUCAAGACUUUGGUCCACUCCCCGAUGUGUCACCAAUCAAAUGCAAGAUUGAUCGAUUUGCAACCACUGGUGGAGACUGUACAAUGGGUCAAUCAUCUCCACCUGCAUCACCAAUGAAACCUCGAAAUGUUGGAUUAUUUAAUAAAUUUUCCAAUGCAUAA
Cavenderia fasciculata is the source of this 1416-nucleotide messenger RNA. RefSeq lists its product as uncharacterized. The transcript is spliced from 2 exons. The record is from RefSeq and is a predicted model, not a curated record. The coding region runs from base 1 to 1416 and encodes 471 amino acids. NCBI's taxonomy places the organism in Eukaryota, Evosea, Eumycetozoa, Acytosteliales, Cavenderiaceae.